UUAGCGCCCUCUCUUGACGCAUGACACCAUAUUUAUUGCACUUGGGCAGAGAGGAUUUUCGUUGUGCACUUGUGUUCUCUGACAUUUCGCCAGAAAAGGGUGCGAAAAUGGCUGAAAACAUAUUUUUGUUUGUCCCUAACUUGAUAGGAUAUGGUCGUAUCGUCCUGGCUCUGAUUUCCUUCUAUUACAUGCGGACUGACUACAUCACGGCCACUUGGUGUUAUCUGCUGAGUGGUUUAUUGGAUGCAUUCGAUGGUCAUGCCGCAAGGAUGCUCAACCAAGGGACCAAGUUUGGAGCGAUGCUGGACCAGUUGACAGACCGAUGCGCAACCAUGUGUCUCCUAGUGACCUUGUCAGUCUUGUACCCUGACUACAUGUUCUGGUUUCAGCUCAGUAUGACAAUUGACAUUGCAAGCCAUUGGCUCCAUCUUCAUAGUUCCAGCAUGAAGGGGAUUUCCAAUCAUAAACUGAUUGACAUGUCUGGCAACCCCAUCCUGCGCAUCUACUACACCUCACGACCGGUGCUGUUUUUCAUGUGUGCUGGGAAUGAGCUGUUCUACAGCAUGUUGUACCUGCUGUAUUUCACCGAAGGUCCCCUGAUUCCCAUUGUGUCGGUCAGCAUCUUCCGUCUGAUCCUCAUCGUCUCGGCACCAGUCUCUCUUGUCAAGACAGGCAUCAGUCUCCUCCAUCUGGUCACCGCCUCUCAGAACAUGGCUAUCAUUGACGUCAGUGAGAGAGAAGAGAAAGCUAAGAGCCAAAAAGAUUGAGAUGAAAUUACAGGACAGAUCAAAGGUCAAUGACGGAUAGGGUCAAAGGUCACAAGGUAUUAAAGGACCAAUAUCUCCUGGCAUCCUUCCCUCUAGGUAACAUAUUGCUAUGAGGACAGGUCCCAUUCUUAAAGAGGGGUGUAUGCAGGUUGGGCCAUCUAAUCAAGCAUUAAUAAGCUGUCAUCUUUAAGCUUAUGCUUAAUGUAUAAGUGUUAAUGCAAAAUGUAGAACUACAAGAAAAAGACAUAUUAUAAAAAAUAAUGAAUGGUUAUGAGUCCAAUGAUAGGAAUAAUUUCUUGAGUUGACAGAUGGAAUGGAAUCUAAUGGAACAUUCCGUCUGUCACCUCAUGAAAUUAUUCUUUCCAUUGCAUGAAUGUGAAACAGUCAUUAUUUGUGUUUACAAUGCUUGAAUAAAUCCUUGUCAUCUGAUUGGUUACUUGUAAAUUGGUACACUAUAAAUGUACAGCAUCGGAGUGCAACCAGUAGUGUGGCCAUGCAAUGACAGUCAUAUGGAACUUCUUUUUUAAGGUGUGGCCCCGCAGUGCAUUGGGAUGAAUAAUUCAGUGACAUGCGAUCAACAAUCCACCAAUCAGGCGACAGAGAUUUAUCUAAGUGUUGUAUAAACAACUCAUUGAGGACCACUAGAGUUAGAAAGUAAUCGAUUGUACCACAAUCUAACGUCUUAAAUCCUCUUAGGUGUUUAUUUAACACCAAAUAAAAUAUUACACCAUAUAAAUCUUGUUAUAACCUUGCCAUGUAAUGACAAAUGCCUUGAUGUGUUGUGCUAAAUAUGCACGUAAUAUAGAUAGUACUAAUGGCUACAGGUAAUGUAAUGAUUGUGCCACUGGUUAUAUUAUGUGUAAUCUCAAUAUGUGUUUUAAUACUGGAUAUACUUCAAGGGAAUAUACAACAUUUGCAAACAUAAAAAAAAAAAAAAUACCAAAUUAUUAUAAAAUACCUU
Messenger RNA from Patiria miniata (bat star), 1728 nucleotides. Its product is annotated as CDP-diacylglycerol--inositol 3-phosphatidyltransferase-like. Gene Ontology annotation, cellular component: membrane; Golgi apparatus. Gene Ontology annotation, biological process: phosphatidylinositol biosynthetic process. Gene Ontology annotation, molecular function: CDP-diacylglycerol-inositol 3-phosphatidyltransferase activity. NCBI's taxonomy places the organism in Eukaryota, Metazoa, Echinodermata, Asteroidea, Valvatida, Asterinidae. Bases 21 to 767 code for a protein of 248 amino acids. The record is from RefSeq and is a predicted model, not a curated record. The transcript has 6 exons.